Molecule: messenger RNA, 6176 nt
Organism: Mercurialis annua (annual mercury)
Lineage: Eukaryota; Viridiplantae; Streptophyta; Magnoliopsida; Malpighiales; Euphorbiaceae
Product: mediator of RNA polymerase II transcription subunit 14
Exons: 8
Coding region: 285-5750 (1821 amino acids)
Biological process (GO): regulation of transcription by RNA polymerase II
Cellular component (GO): mediator complex; core mediator complex
Molecular function (GO): transcription coregulator activity
Source: RefSeq, a predicted model, not a curated record
ACAUGCAAUGCAAACUUGAGAUAUAGGCCGUCUCUUGCACACUGCAGACACAAAUAUCAGUCCGAGAAACGUUUUCAAUUCAAUUCAAUUCCGCCUCCAAAUUCCCAAUUCCUCUCCAUCAUUUUAUUUCUCUUUUAUCCAAUUGGAUUCCCCCAAAUAAUAAAACCCUAAUUUUAAUAACAAACCCUAGAUUCCUUUCCCUUCGUUUUAUUUAAUCAGAAUAAACUCAAUGAUAUUGCAUAUGCAGAUCCAAUAAGGAUUGAAGCAAAAGGGUCUGAAUUAAAAUGGCGGAGUUAGGGCAACAAACUGUGGAAUUCUCCAGUCUUGUUAGUCGAGCUGCGGAGGAGUCCUAUCUUUCAUUAAAAGAAUUGGUUGAGAAAUCUAAAUCCACUGAGCAAUCUGAUUCUGAUAAAAAGAUUAAUCUUUUGAAGUUUCUGGUUCAAACCCAGCAACGUAUGCUUAGACUUAAUGUUCUUGCUAAGUGGUGCCAACAGGCUCCUUUGAUACAAUAUUGCCAGCAACUUCAAUCUACCUUAUCAAGUCAUGAAACAUGUUUUACACAAGCUGCGGAUUCAUUGUUUUUCAUGCAUGAGGGGCUGCAGCAAGCCCGUGCCCCCAUCUAUGAUGUCCCAUCUGCUAUAGAGAUCCUUCUUGCUGGAUCUUAUCAGCGUUUACCAAAAUGUAUUGAAGAUGUGGGUCAGCAGAGCACAUUAUCAGAGGAGCAGCAGAAACCUGCUCUUAAAAAGUUGGACACACUUGUGCGUACUAAAUUACUUGAAGUUACGCUACCCAAGGAAAUUUCCGAGGUCAAAGUUUCUGAUGGUACUGCUUUGCUUCGUGUGGAUGGUGAAUUUAAGGUGUUAGUUACACUUGGUUACCGAGGUCAUCUAUCAAUGUGGAGGAUAUUGCAUUUGGAAUUGCUUGUUGGUGAGAGGAGUGGACUUGUGAAAGUGGAAGAGUCCCGACGGCAUGUUCUUGGAGAUGAGUUAGAGCGCAGAAUGGCUGCAGCAGAUAAUCCAUUUGUGAUUUUGUAUACAGUUCUACAUGAGCUUUGCAUUUCACUCAUUAUGGACACAGUGAUACGACAAGUGCAAUCACUCCGCCAAGGAAGGUGGAAAGAUGCAAUUCGGUUUGAGCUCAUAUCCGACGGCAGUAGUGGUUCUACACAAGUAAAUCAAGAUGGGGAUGCUGAUUCUGUUGGUCUACGAACACCUGGUUUGAAAAUUUUGUAUUGGUUAGAUAUGGAGAAGAACUCUGGUACAUCUGAUUCAGGAACAUGCCCAUUUAUAAAAAUUGAACCUGGACCAGAUUUACAGAUAAAGUGUGUUCAUAGUUCCUUUGUUAUAGAUCCAAUAAGUGGCGGUGAGGCGGAAUUUUAUAUUGACCUGGGCUGUAUUGAUGUUGAAAAGCUGUUGUUAAGAUCAAUAAGGUGUAAUAGAUAUACGCGCCUGCUUGAAAUUCAGAAAGAGUUGGGGAAAAAUGCUCAAAUAUAUCGUGCUGCAGGUGAUGUUAUACUUCAGUCGUGCAUGAAUGAACCUGGUAUUGACCAAAAAAAGGAAAUUAAGAUCGUUGAUGGAGAAUUUGAGGGGCAGGAAGUACUGCGUGUGCGUGCAUAUGGAUCAUCUUUUUUUACACUAGGGAUUAACAUAAGGAAUGGUCGCUUUCUUCUCAAAUCGUCACAAAAUAUACUCCCACGUGAAACACUGAUAGAAUAUGAAGAAGGUUUAAAUCAGGGGAGUAUGGGUGCUGCUGAUGUUUUUAUCAACUUGAGAACAAAAAGCAUUUUGCAUUUAUUUGCUUCUAUUGGCAGAUUUUUAGGCCUUCAGGUAUAUGAACAUGGCUUCACCAUUGUUAAAGUGCCUAAAAAUCUAUUGAAUGGCUCAACCACAUUGCUAAUGGGAUUUCCUGAUUGUGGGAGUUCAUACUUUUUGCUGGUGCAAUUAGAUAAAGACUUUAAACCUCUGUUCAAGCUACUAGAGACGCAGUCAGAUCCAUCUGGGAAAGGUCAUUCUUCUAAUGACUCAAAUAAUGUCAUGCGUAUCAAGAAAAUUGAUGUUAGCCAGAUGCAGAUGCUUGAAGAUGAGUUGAAUUUGAGUCUUCUUAACUGGGGAAAAUUGGAUGGCUUUUUAGCUAAUGGCGGGGGUUCCAUUAAGACUUCUGAGCAUGGCCUUCUUUCUGAGUUCAGUCUUGAGGGUCCUGUGCAAAUUGCAGGACAUCCUCCCUCCAGUUUUUCCUCUGUUGUUGACGAGGUAUUUGAACUUGAGAAAGGGUUAUCUGCACCUUCAUACCCGCUUCAGAAUCUUUCUUCAUUUGAUGUGCCUCCUGCUCGUUUUGGCUCAGUUCCAAUGAGUUUGCAUACUAUGAAAGCUGGUACUUCCUCUCCCAAAUGGGAAGGUGGUGUUCAGGUGUCUCAGAUGAACAAUGCUGUAAAAGUUUCAAGCACACCUCCCCAUUAUAAUGGUUCCAUAUAUCCAUCAAAUAACCUGAAAGUCCCUAUACAUUCCAAUUCAUAUAGUUCACUAUCUUCUGGUCUAGGGAGGAUGACAACAGCAAAAAAACUAUCAGCUUCAAAAUCUGAUCAGGAUUUGGCUUCUCUUAGAUCUCCACAUUCUAUUGAGGUUGGUUCUAAUUCUUCAGUGGAUGACGAUCAUCUGAGACUGCUAAAUGACACAUCAAUGGAUGCUUUAUCAGGAAGUAGGCCUGCUCGAUUACUAUCUCCACCCCAAUCAAAUGGCUCUCGAGUCUCAACACCAGGUGUGAAACCUAGUGGACUAAGAAGCUCUCCUACAGGGCCUCUGGGUGGAUCAGCUAGAGUCACUGGAUCAAGCUCAUUAGCUACCACUCCCGUAUCCCGGGAUGCAGGAGAUGCUGCAAUUUGUCAUUUUUCUGAUCAUGAUGUUUCUAAACUGCACAAAAAUCCUAGAAAACGGGCACUGUCAGAUAUGUUUAAUUUAAUUCCAUCACUUCAAGAUAUAGAUAGCAAGGUGAGAUUGUCUAAGCGACGAAGAACCUUGGAAUCAGCACACUUCCAGCAGCACUCAGCAAAAAUGGUUAUAUCACCAGAAAUAACCUAUAAAAAUCAAGGAUAUAAUUAUGGCAGCCUUAUAUCUGAAGCAAAUAAUGGGAAGGCAGCUUGUAGCAUUUAUGUUUCUGCUCUUCUUCAUGUGGUUAGGCAUUGUUCACUGUGCAUUAAGCAUGCCAGACUGACUAGCCAGAUGGAGGCAUUGGAAAUUCCAUAUGUCGAAGAGGUUGGUCUGAGAAAUGCAUCCUCAAAUAUAUGGUUCCGACUUCCAUUUGCUCGAGGUGAUUCAUGGCAGCACAUAUGCUUGCGGCUUGGCAGACCUGGAAGCAUGUAUUGGGAUGUCAAAAUUAAUGACCAGCAUUUCCGAGAUCUAUGGGAGCUUCAGAAGGGAAGUAGGAGCACACCAUGGGGAUCCGGGGUUCGUAUUGCCAAUACUUCUGAUGUAGAUUCUCAUAUCAGAUAUGACUCAGAAGGCGUUGUUCUGAGUUAUCAGUCUGUUGAGGCUGAUAGUAUAAAGAAGCUAGUGGCAGAUAUUCGGAGACUUUCAAAUGCUAGAAUGUUUGCUCUUGGAAUGCGUAAGCUGCUUGGAGUAAGAUCAGAUGAGAAAUCAGACGAAAGUAGUGCAAAUUCAGAUGUUAAACUGUCAGUUGGAGGAAAAAGUGGUGUUGAGGCUGCUGAUAAAUUUUCUGAACAGAUGAGAAAGGCUUUCAAAAUUGAGCAAGCUGGACUUAUGAGUUUGUGGUUUAGUUUUGGUUCUGGUGUCCUGGCUCGUUUUGUUGUUGAGUGGGAAUCAGGUAAAGAGGGAUGCACAAUGCAUGUUUCUCCAGAUCAACUAUGGCCGCAUACCAAGUUCCUGGAAGAUUUUAUAAAUGGUGGCGAGGUUGCAUCCCUUUUGGAUUGCAUUCGCCUCACUGCCGGUCCCUUGCAUGCCUUAGCAGCAGCUACUCGGCCUGCACGAGCUGGUCCUGCUCCAGGGGUCCCUGGGGGAACAUCAGCUAUUGCUUCUAUGCCAAAACAGGCGGCCUAUGCACAAUCCCAGGGGGUUAUGCCUAGCAAUUCAACAAAUAAUGUUACUCAGCCAAUUAGUACUGUAGGGAACACUGUUGUGUCUACUAGUACUGGCCCUCUUGGAAAUCAUAGUCUUCAUAGUGCUGCUAUGUUAGCAGCUGGUGGUCGAGGGGGCCCCGGAAUUGUUCCUAGCUCACUAUUGCCGAUUGAUGUUUCUGUUGUGCUACGUGGUCCAUACUGGAUACGAGUUAUAUAUCGCAAGAAUUUUUCGGUUGAUAUGCGCUGCUAUGCUGGGGAUCAGGUUUGGUUGCAACCAGCAACACCACCAAAGGAAGGGCCAAAAGUUGGAGGAUCACUGCCUUGUCCGCAAUUUCGUCCUUUUAUAAUGGAGCAUGUUGCUCAAGAGUUGAAUGGAUUAGAUCCAGGCUUUGCUGGUGCUCAGCAGACAGUUGGGCUAGCAACUUCUGCCCCCACAAACCCACAUUCAGGUUCUCAAUUAGCAGUUACUAAUGGAACUAGAGUAAACAUGGCUAGUUCUGCAGCAUUGUCUAGAGCAGCAAACCAGGUUGCUGCAUUAAACCGUGUUGGAAAUGCUGUUCCAGGAUCUCCAAGUUUAUCUGUUGUGAGUUCCGGAAUGCCUAUCCGCAGACCCCCGGGUGCUGGUGUCCCUGCUCAUGUGAGAGGCGAGUUAAAUACGGCCAUUAUAGGUCUUGGCGAUGAUGGAGGGUAUGGAGGUGGCUGGGUUCCUCUAGUUGCCCUUAAGAAGGUUCUUAGAGGUAUUCUUAAGUACCUCGGGGUACUUUGGUUAUUUGCGCAGCUACCCGAUCUUCUGAAAGAGAUCCUGGGGUCAAUUUUAAAGGACAAUGAAGGUGCACUGUUGAAUUUGGACCAGGAACAGCCGGCCCUCCGCUUCUUUGUUGGGGGUUAUGUUUUCGCUGUAAGCGUCCACAGAGUUCAGCUUCUUCUUCAGGUACUCAGUGUCAAACGCUUUCACCAUCAACAGCAACAACAGCAACAAAACUCUGUUACUUCUCAAGAAGAACUAACUCAAUCUGAAAUAGGAGAGAUUUGUGACUAUUUUAGUCGCCGUGUAGCUUCUGAGCCCUAUGAUGCGUCUCGUGUUGCAUCAUUCAUUACCCUUCUCACUUUGCCUAUAUCAGUUUUAAGAGAAUUUCUGAAACUGAUUGCAUGGAAGAAAGGAUUGACUCAGGUGCAAGGUGGCGAAAUAGCUCCCGGACAAAAACCUCGGAUUGAAUUAUGCCUUGAAAAUCAUGUCGGAUUGUGUGAAAAAGACAACUCGGAAAAUUCAUCUGCAGCUAAAAGCAAUAUACAUUAUGAUCGCCCCCAUAAUUGUGUUGAUUUUGCCCUGACCGUUGUUCUUGAUCCUGCACAUAUACCCCAUGUUAAUGCUGCUGGCGGUGCUGCUUGGUUGUCCCAUUGUGUCUCAGUGAGGUUGAGAUAUUCAUUUGGUGAUAACACCAGUGUGAGUUUCCUUGGCAUGGAAGGAAGCCAUGGAGGCCGAGCUUGCUGGUUAAGAGUUGACGAUUGGGAAAAAUGUAAGCAGAAGGUUAUUCGGACUGUGGAAGUAAAUGGAUCUACGGCGGGGGAUGUUGCUCAAGGAAGAUUGAAAAUGGUCGCAGAUAGCGUGCAGAAAACGUUACACGUGUGCCUCCAAGGGUUGCGAGACGGUGGAGUUACAGGCAACUCGGGGGCAACGUGACCGUAGGUCCAUCUUUGAUACAAUUGACUUUACAUUCUUUCAUUUCAGGUUGUGUAGAUUUUGCCUUUGGCCUGUUUAUUUUAGGUUCUACAAUUUUGGAGGUGGAGAAACUUGCAGACAGCGAUGCCCGUAGCAAAGCAAAUGAUGGUCAGAAUACGUCUCAAAACGGUUUGUUUUGAGACUGACAAUGAAAAGCUUUUUUUUUAUUAUCUAAUCUAAUCUUAUAAGCAUGUACAAUAAUUCUGAAGAUGAGGGUAUUGUAGCUGCGAGUUUCUCUUUGUACAGUUAUCACAGAGUGGAUAAAUGUUGUAAAAUAGCAAAAAAUAGGAAAAAAAGAAACUAGGAUGCCCCAAUUUGUUAACUCUUUCAUAUUAUUUUCUGCCAUUCAAAUUUGUCUUAUAAACAAUUAGGCCAUUUACAUCUAAA